AUGGCUACUAACUCUGAAAAUGAUUUACGCGAGACUAAAGAUGAUUAUUAUGAAAAUGACAGCAUCACAGAUUUUAUUGAUGAAAUUUAUGAAGAAGCAGGAGUUGCUAUAGAUCCAUUUGAAGAAGGAUAUUCAGAAGAUGAUCCUUUUGCAGAAGAAGAAGCAGAAGCAGAUGAAAAAGAAAGACUUACAGAUGAAUUUUAUGAAUUUAGAAAACUGCAAAUAACCAAAGGAGCACUUGCUGAAGGACAAAUGGAUGUUGCUUAUUCACGUGUCCUAUUCCUGGGUACUGCUGGUGUGGGGAAGACAUCUUUUAAACGAUCCCUUAUGAAACUACCAUGGAAACCUAACACUACCAGUACUAUCAUAUCAAAUAUUAGCAAAGUCCGUCCAUUUACACACAAGUGGCACACUGUUAAAGAUGAAAAAUGGAAAGUUGCAACACAUGAAGAUGAAAUAGAAGAAUUGGCUCAUUUAAUUUUAGCUGUUUUUAAGAAUGAAAAUACGCCCAUUUCAACAUAUUUUUCAGAUUUUAAGAAGAAAACUGUCCAAUCAAUACCAAAUGGAAUUGAAGAUGAAAUUAUUUCUCAGGCUUGGUCUCGUGCAAACUCCCUUAAGCCAUCAUUUUCAUUGGAGCAACCAUUACUUGCUCAGCCUUUUCUUCAUUUUUGGGAUUGCGGUGGUCAACAACCUUUUCUUGAAAUUUUGCCAGUUUUUCUCACCUCUCGUACAUUGUUUUUUAUUAUUUUUGAUGCUGAGAAAGAUUUACAAUCCAACUGGAAAUCUGUACUUCAUAUUGAUGGUACGAGGGUUGACCAGGAAGAGGGUACAAUGACAACACUUGACUACAUGCUGAAUUGGAUGGCUAAUAUUCAUGGCCACCUAAUGAUUUAUGAUAAAGAUGGUGGUGUUUGUGAAUACCCACGAAUGUAUUGUAUUGGCACUCAUGGAGAUUGUAUAACAGAAAAAAGGAAAUUGGAAAUUAAGCAUGAGCUGGAACAUCAUUAUGAAGGCAAAGAUUAUGAAACUUUAAUGAAAGCUACAGCGAUUGUUGAUAACACCACUUCUGGACAAGGUGAAGCUGAAGAUUCUUCUUUUGGAGAGCUACGGGAAGCUGUCAUUAAAUUUACAACUGAAAAGCUUAUUGUAAAGACACCUGUCAGCUGGGUUCUCUUUCGGAAAGUACUUCAGGUUCUCAGUAAAAAUAUUAAUGUCAUUAAUCUUACAAGAGCUUAUAAAAUUGGAGUUGCUAGCAAAAUUCCUCAAAGAGAUGUGCCUCAUGUUCUCACCUUUUAUCAUGAACUGGGUGUUUUGUUGUUUUACCCUCAACUCAUGGGCAUGAAGGAUAGUAUUGUAAUCAAUCCAAAGUAUUUUGUUGGUGCAUUAGGAGAAAUUUUUCCAUUGACCAAAAAUAAUGACAGCGGUUAUCAAAAAGAAUGGAAGCUUUUUCACGAGUUUGGCAUUCUUGUCCAACCACUUUAUGUAGAAGUAUGGAAAAGGCACAAAGAUUUAAAACCAGUAUUUUUCAUUGAAGUACUUGUAUAUUUUCGUCUUGCAGUUGAAGUUAAAACAGAUAAAUACCCUCCUUCUUCCAAACAGUAUUUUAUGCCACUUGUUCUUCAAUCAAAAUCAAGUGAUGAAAUUAAGUUGUUGGCAACUUCAUGUUCUUAUUCUGUAGCACCAAUUCACAUUACAUUUAGUAGUGGGUAUGUACCACCUGGUUUCUUUACUCGUUUUAUCGCUGUAGUUACAGAUGACCCAAACACCGAACUCUGUCUUGAGGAUGGAGUCUAUAGAAAUUGCGUCAGUUUUCGUUAUCAACAUCUUUACAGUAAAAGUAUUGAACAUAUAUUAGUCACUGAUCGCCAUAAUGUCAUUCAGAUUAAUGUUAGUCAUCAUCCUGCUUCAUCAGAUUCCUUAUCUGUCCAUGAAAUUUGCCAAAAUAUUUUAAGUCUUUUACAAAGUGCCACACAAGAAGUUGCAGAUAUUUUAGAAAAAUGUGGCGGGUGUCCAACCAGUAGUGAAUGUAUGAAAUAUGUUGUGACACAAAAGUUCCAAUAUAUCUGCACUAACUGUUCUUCGUCUUCUUCACUUCAUUAUCUAAAAACUGCACCAACCAAGCAAACCACUGAUGUGCAUGUGUGUUGUUCAAAUGACCGUAAAUAUAGACCACUAACUGAUGAGGAACGAGUUUGGUUUGAAGAUCCCAUUGAUCAUAAAAAAUCUGAUCAAGCAAAUUUAAGCACAGAGCACUACAGUGGUAACAAUGAAACAACACGUUAUAUUUGUGCUAGUAAAGCUAGCAAUACUCAUCUUGCUGUUGCCUUUUCAGAGGAUAUAGGUUCAAUCAUGGAAGAAUCAUCAAGUCCUAAUCUUUGUAUUGAAGAUCUUGAUGAUGUCAUUGAAGAGUUAUCCAACUUUGACGUAAUUAACUGGCAACACCUGGGUCUUCACCUGGGCUUGUAUGAUCCUACUCUUAAAGCCAUUGAAGAAAAUUGCAGGGGAAAAGUUAGAAAAUGUUUAAUGGAGUGCAUGGCUGCUUGGUUGAGGGGGGAAGAUAAAGUUAUUAAAAAAGGAGGGUCAAACUGGUUAUCAUUAGUGGCCGCACUCAAUAAAUCAGGAGAACAACACAUUGCCAAUGACAUUAAAAAGAAGUUUUGUAAAUUUAGUUAA
This is a messenger RNA of Amphimedon queenslandica, 2673 nucleotides long. RefSeq lists its product as uncharacterized. Bases 1 to 2673 code for a protein of 890 amino acids. The transcript has a single exon. NCBI's taxonomy places the organism in Eukaryota, Metazoa, Porifera, Demospongiae, Haplosclerida, Niphatidae. The record is from RefSeq and is a predicted model, not a curated record.